AUGGAUUUAGCUAGUCUUGUCAAAGCAGAAGUGGCAAAGAAAAAGCUUGAGCUGGAUAAAAACCGUGUGGAGGCUCAAAACAGGAGCGCAAUGAGUGUCACACCCCAGAGCACUACCGUGGACUUCACAACACCGUCAAAGAACAGUAGAAGCAAGGACAGUCCUAUCGAAAAAGUUGAUAAUAGUGGCUCAAUCGAACAGGAUAAGCUUUUGGAGAGAAUUAAAACGAGACCAGAACGCAUUCGCCUCAUUAGGGAGAGGGAAUCAAAGAUUGAUACAAAGAUACAGAUCACAUCUAUUGGCGUAGCCAGUGAGUGCUCCGAACUCUCAAUUAAAUGUAAUCUGUACAUUCAUAGCCUUCUUCAGAUGUGGGUAGAGGAGGGUUACAAACCACACCUAAUUCUGGAAACGAAGCAGGCUUUAUUUCCGUUACUACUCAAAUUGAGGCGUGCCGAGUUGCCAAUGGAUUUACUAACGUCAUUGGCUUCUAUUCUUUAUCAUGUCCAGCAAUCAGAAUACAUUCAGGCAACAGAAUCUUACAUGAAGUUGAGUAUAGGCAACGUAGCGUGGCCAAUAGGUGUUACAUCUGUGGGAAUACAUGCUCGUAGUGCUCAUGAGCGCAUUCAGGGUAAUGAUAAGAUAGCUAAUGUGAUGAUGGAUGAACCAACGAGGCUAUGGAUUACCAGUACAAAGAGACUGAUCACUUUUAAAGAGGCUCUUGAUCGUCGUACGAAAGUACAUUAUCCCGAUUCAUGA
Lachancea fermentati is the source of this 756-nucleotide messenger RNA. Lineage: Eukaryota; Fungi; Ascomycota; Saccharomycetes; Saccharomycetales; Saccharomycetaceae. The record is from the annotation of a GenBank genome assembly.